Molecule: messenger RNA, 1116 nt
Organism: Amorphotheca resinae ATCC 22711
Lineage: Eukaryota; Fungi; Ascomycota; Leotiomycetes; Helotiales; Amorphothecaceae
Exons: 3
Coding region: 1-1116 (371 amino acids)
Source: RefSeq, a predicted model, not a curated record
AUGGACCUGCUCCACCUCAUCAGUCCGGCUCCCGAUCCAACAGACUCGAGAGAGAACAAGCCUUCGAUUCUUGUGAGCUGGUGGUGUACUGUAUAUGCCGUCACCAUCAUCCUCUUCCGCAUCUGCGGGAGAUAUAUCAGGACGGAGAGGGUCUACGCUGAAGAUGGGAUCAUGCUGCUGGCUAUUAUACCCCUCUUCAUCCGUAUGGCUCUGGUACACGUCAUCUUACUGUACGGUACCAACAAUACCGUGGUUACUGGGUUGACCGCGGAGGAUAUUCAUCAUAGAGAACUUGGAAGUCGCCUGGUGUUGGCUUCGAGGAUAAUGUACGCUGUAUGUCUCUGGGCAAUCAAAUACAGUGUCAGCAUGUUUCUCCGCACGUUGACAGAAUCGGUCUGGCAACGUUCUCACCAGAAACUGCUUCGGUACCUGCACAUAUUUCUGGCCGUGACGUUCGUCGCCACAGUGAUCAGCGACCUCGCCGCUUGCCAACCCUUCUCCCACUACUGGCAAGUAAUUCCGGACCCUGGCCCUAAAUGCCGGCAAGGCUACGCCCAACUCUUGACCAUGGGCAUCAUGAACAUCAUCACCAACCUCACACUCGUCGCCUUCCCCAUACCUAUGAUUAUGAGAUCCCGGCUUUCGCAAAAGAGGAAAUUCGGCAUCAUCCUCCGCAUGGCCCUCCCCCUAUUCGGCAUCAUCGUCACCCUCUACCAAAUCCCCAAAGUGAUCUCCCACCACGGUGCGCAACCGUUCCGCACCCUCGUCGCCUCCUUCGACAUCCUCAUCUCGACCGCCGCCGCCAACGCCGUCGUGCUCGGCUCCCUGCUACAAGAUCGCGGCUACAAGAAAGCGAAGUACAAGCACGGCGUCACGGAGCUCGAUGGCUUCGCGCGGCGGCCCAGCGCCCCGGGCCACACGCUGCGCGAUACGUGGGGCAGCGACGAAGACCUGAUGCGCGGCGAUGCCGAGGGCAAGGUCGUCGUGAUCGGGAUGGACGAGUUACCGAUCCAGGGCGUGGAGGAGCCGGCUAAGGCGAAACUCUCGGAGAUACGGGUUGCGUCGACGUGGGAGGUGAAGGUCGUUGAGCGAUCGGUAGCCACGAAUGAGACGUAG